CGGCGAAGGAGAGCGGGUUGGCACGCAGUUCAACUGAUGUUUACGAUGGAAUUUCUGAAGACGUGUGUACUUAGAAGAAAUGCAUGUACUGCGGUUUGCUUCUGGAGAAGCCACGCGAUACAAAAACUUUUAGUUGGAAAGAUUAGUACUACCUCUUCAAGGAGCACUGUCAUGCCCGCCUGGGUGAUAGAUAAAUACGGGAAGAAUGAAGUGCUUCGAUUUACUCAGAAUAUGAUGAUACCUGUCAUACACUAUCCAAAUGAAGUUAUUAUCAAAGUUCACGCUGCAAGUGUAAAUCCAAUAGAUGUUAACAUGAGAAGUGGUUAUGGAGCUACAGCUUUAAAUAUGAAACGUGAUCCUUUACAUAUUAAAACCAAAGGAGAAGAAUUUCCCCUGACUCUGGGUCGGGAUGUGUCUGGUGUGGUGAUGGAAUGUGGACUCGAUGUGAGGUACUUCAAGCCGGGAGAUGAGGUCUGGGCUGCAGUUCCUCCCUGGAAACAAGGCACCCUGUCAGAGUUUGUUGUAGUCAGCGGGAAUGAGGUCUCUCUCAAGCCUAAAUCACUCACUCAUACUCGAGCUGCCUCUCUGCCCUAUGUGGCUCUCACAGCCUGGUCUGCCAUAAACAAGGUUGGCGGCCUGAAUGACAAGAAUUGCCCAGGAAAACGAAAGUUGGCAUGA
Molecule: messenger RNA, 678 nt
Organism: Leptonychotes weddellii (Weddell seal)
Lineage: Eukaryota; Metazoa; Chordata; Mammalia; Carnivora; Phocidae
Source: RefSeq, a predicted model, not a curated record